Messenger RNA from Dothidotthia symphoricarpi CBS 119687, 421 nucleotides. RefSeq lists its product as uncharacterized. NCBI's taxonomy places the organism in Eukaryota, Fungi, Ascomycota, Dothideomycetes, Pleosporales, Dothidotthiaceae. The transcript has 5 exons. The coding region runs from base 51 to 296 and encodes 81 amino acids. The record is from RefSeq and is a predicted model, not a curated record.
CUUCCUGCCCUGUUUUCGGCCUGGACUACAAUUCACCCAAUUUAUCAAUAAUGUCAGCGUCGUUGGCGCCCGAAUGCAAUGAAGUCAAGGAGCGAUACGACAACUGUUUUCUCAAAUGGUACAGCGAAAAGUUCUUGAGAGGAACUGCAACAACCGACGAGUGCAAACCGAUAUUCGAGAAAUAUGAGCAGUGUUUAUCAAAAGGCUUGCAAGAGCGAGGUAUCGACAAGAUGCUGAAAGAGGUUCGGGAGGACAACAGGGAAAACGAUGCUGAACAUAUGAAGCCUAACCGGUGAUCGAUUGUGUACGUGCACUUUGGUGGCCGGUUGUAGAACAUAUUUGGGCGCAUUUGGGGUUGUAAGUGCUUGUGUUCCUGUCCGUCAUUGAAAAAGUCAUUUUUCGAAGGCCAUACAGACUAAUU